Messenger RNA from Kluyveromyces marxianus DMKU3-1042, 1269 nucleotides. RefSeq names its product 3'-5'-exodeoxyribonuclease. Gene Ontology annotation, molecular function: 3'-5'-DNA exonuclease activity. The transcript has a single exon. The record is from RefSeq and is a predicted model, not a curated record. Lineage: Eukaryota; Fungi; Ascomycota; Saccharomycetes; Saccharomycetales; Saccharomycetaceae. Gene Ontology annotation, cellular component: cytosol. Bases 1 to 1269 code for a protein of 422 amino acids.
AUGAUCCAUAGAGCAGCAGCCCAGUUGCUAAGAAAAUACACAACUGCCAAUAUGACUGCUGGUGUAUCGACAUCUCCAAAGUACUUUGACAUUGGCUUCAAUAUCUCGGACCAUAUGUUUCGUGGAAUAUACCACGAGAAGCAGCAGCACGAGUCGGAUAUACCGAACAUUUUGAACCGUUGCGUGGUCACAAAUGUUAAGAAACUUCUCAUUACAGGCUCGUCCAUUAAGGAAUCGCAGCAUUCGAUCGAUGUUGUAUCGCAGUUUGCGUCUUCGACGCCAGUUUCGUUGUACUAUACCAUUGGGGUGCAUCCAUGCCAUGUGAACGAAUUUGUGCCUGAGCAUGGGCAAUCGUACUGGAAGCCUGACCAAACGGAAGAGGCGCCGUUUGAAAUAGUGGAUCAUGCGUUCACGCAAGGUAAAUUGCGUGAGUUGUACGAUUUGUACAAAAGACAGGAGGCUAGCGAUGCCGGGAGAUUUAAAGCCAUUGGUGAGAUUGGGCUAGAUUAUGAUAGACUUAAUUACUCGGGGAUUGCAAUUCAGAAGCUGUUUUUCAUUGAGCAGCUCAAACUGAGCUGUUUCUUCCCGAACAAACCGUUGUUCUUGCAUUUGAGAAGUUGUACUGAGGAUUUCAUGGAGAUUUUGGAAAUGUUCAUUAAAGGGUUCAAUGAUACAAAGGACACAUUUAACUACAAAGAAUUGAUAGAUGGAACGGUGGCCGGUGGGCCCAGGAUAAACGAGGAUGGCUCUAUUUUCUAUAAAUUCACCGAUACAAGGAAAUUUGUAGUUCACUCAUUUACGGGCUCUGUGUCGGACUUGAGAAAACUACGUGAUUCUUCCGAAAACUGCUAUUUCAGUGUCAACGGUUGCUCCAUGAGGACGGAAGAAAGCAUUGAGAUGAUUUCAGCAAUGCCUCUUGAUAAAUUGUUGCUCGAAACUGACGCCCCUUGGUGUGAUAUAAGAAGGACUCACGCAUCUUUCAAGUUUUUGAACAAAUCUUGUGACGCAACGAUAGCCGAUUCAUGGGACCAUGGACUCUCCGAUGCUUAUCCGCAGUUAGACUCGUGGUUCAAGUCGGUCAAAAAAGAAAAACUAAGAGGUAUUGAGCGUGAAAAGUGGGACGAAUAUAUGGUAAAAUCAAGGAAUGAGCCAUGUACCAUGGGACAUGUGGCUACCGCUGUAGCCAAUAUCAAGGGUGUCCCAUUGUCUGAAUUAGUAGAUCAAGUGUGGCAUAACUCUUGUCUAGUCUUCGAUGUAGAAUCUCAUUAA